Molecule: messenger RNA, 1728 nt
Organism: Dentiscutata erythropus
Lineage: Eukaryota; Fungi; Glomeromycota; Glomeromycetes; Diversisporales; Gigasporaceae
Source: the annotation of a GenBank genome assembly
AUGUUAGCACAAAAAUUUUCGCUUUUUCUCGACAAUGUAAUAGCAAAACCAGAAACUUUUUUGAAAGAAGAUCAAAAUGCAUACGUUGAGGCUCUAAAUAUCGCAAAAGACUUACAUAAUUUAGGUAUAAAAGAAAAACGAAAGGAGCCAUUACAUUGGCAGGAAAUAAUAGAUAAUGAUCCGGUUGAAAAGCUAGUAAUUGAUAAGCUUAAUAAUGAACAAAUAUGGGACGAAAUUGAUAAGCAAAAUAAUCCAUUCUUGAAAUACGUUAAUGAUGAAUUGGAUGCACUUGAUGAUUUUUUUGAGCAACAAUCCGUGCCUGAUGAACAAGAGAAUGAUGAGGAUGAUAGUGUAUUAAAUGAUUUUGAAUAUGAUUCAUUAGAGAGCAAAAGAAUGGAAAAUCGUGUACAUUCCGAAUCAUCAGACAACAAUGACAUGGAUUUUGAAGAUGAACUCUCUGAAGAUGUGCAAGAUGAUGAUGAGGACGAGAAAGAUAGUGUUAAAGAAGUAUCGAACAAAGAUACUGAUGGUUUGAAUGUUGGUUUUUUUAAUUUGGAAGAAUUUAAUAAGAACACAGAAGAUGGCGUUAAUUUGUCAGAGGAGGAUGAUGAAAUAGAUUAUUUUGCAGAUCCUGAUGGACUAGACAAUGAAUUAAAUGCUAAUGAUAUUAUGUAUAAGGACUUUUUUGAUCCACCGCCAAAAAAAAAGCGGAAACAAAAUUCUUCUAAUAAUUUAAGAAGCAAAUUAGAUAUUGAUAAUAAUGAAAACGAUUAUGAGCAUGAUAAUGAAUCCUUGAAUAAUUUGGUCUACGAUCUAUUUGCUAAUACGAACGAUGACGAAGAGGAUGAAAUUCUGAAAUCUUCUUUCGAUAAAAAACAAGAAAGAAUACAAAAACAAAUCGAACAGUUAGAAAUGGAGAAUGCUGCUGAUAAGGAUUGGACACUUAUGGGAGAGGUAUCAGGCAAACAUAGGCCACUAAAUAGUUUAUUGGAGGAGGAUUUAAAAUUUGAUCAUAUUGUUAAGCCAGUUCCUAUUAUCACUGAAGAAGUUACGAUGAAGCUUGAAGAUAUGAUAAAACAAAGGAUUUUGGACGAAACGUUUGAUGACGUCGAACGUAAACAAGAUCCAAAUUUUAGGCCAUUUCUACCUUCAAAAUUAGUUGAACUGUCUAAUGAACAAUCUAAAAAGUCUUUAGCAGAAAUAUAUGAGGAAAACUAUGUUAAACAAACGUCUGAUAUACCAGAUGAGAAGGAUGAAUCGUUAAAAAAAGAACAUCAGGAAGUCGACAAUAUGUUUAAAGAAUUAUGUCAUAAAUUGGAUGCUUUGAGUAAUUUCCAUUAUACACCCAAGCCUCCUAGACCCGAAAUUACUGUUAUUGCCGAUGUACCAGCUAUAGCUAUGGAGGAAGUAAUACCGGUUCAUGUUAGUGAUGGUACAUUACUUGCACCUGAAGAAGUAUAUGAUAAGAAAAAACAAGAAGUCAAGGGUGACACUGAAAUGGAUUCAAAUGAGAAAAAACGAACACGCGCUGCAAAAAAACGGUUAAAGAAAAAAGAAAAGAAGUUAAAAGAACGUGAGAGAAAAGUUGUCGAAAAGAUGAAUCUUGGAUUAGGAAACAAGCAUGCAAAACAGAAAAUGAUGGAUUCACUAAUAGGUCAAAAGAUGGGAAGAAGGCUUCUGCUUCGAAACAAAAGAAGCGAGAAAUCAACAUUCAGUCUACAAAUCUGA